Pundamilia nyererei is the source of this 787-nucleotide messenger RNA. Its product is annotated as tyrosyl-DNA phosphodiesterase 2-like. The record is from RefSeq and is a predicted model, not a curated record. Gene Ontology annotation, biological process: double-strand break repair. Gene Ontology annotation, molecular function: 5'-tyrosyl-DNA phosphodiesterase activity; single-stranded DNA binding. NCBI's taxonomy places the organism in Eukaryota, Metazoa, Chordata, Actinopteri, Cichliformes, Cichlidae. The transcript is spliced from 4 exons. Bases 8 to 589 code for a protein of 193 amino acids. Gene Ontology annotation, cellular component: PML body; cytoplasm.
CUACCUGAUGAUUGAAGGUGGUCGGAACGGUUGCUUCACAGGGAUGUUGCUGAAAAAGUCACGAGUCAAACUUGUGGAGAGCGAGAUGGUACCUUAUCCCACCACUAAGAUGAGGAGGAACCUGCUGGUCGCUCAGGUGAUCGUCAACGGUCAGAAGCUGUGCCUGAUGACAUCCCACUUUGAGAGCUGUAGGGAAAAUACUGCAGAGCGUCUGAAACAGCUGCAUGUGGUGAAGCGGAGGUUGAAACAUGCACCUGAUGAUGUCACCGUUGUGUUUGGGGGAGACACAAACCUGAGGGAUGCGGAGGUGACCAAGGUGGGCCUGCCUGCAACUGUCUGUGAUGUGUGGGAGCGACUGGGCAAGCAGGAGCACUGCCGCUACACGUGGGACACCUCUGCCAACAACAACAAAACGUUUCCCUUUGUCGCUCGCUGCCGCUUUGACAGAAUCUACCUCCGCCCGGCCAUCAGACGUGGAAUCCCACGUCUGGCCCCUGAUCACAUGGCCUUGGUGGGGCUGGAGAAGCUGGACUGUGGACGCUACACUAGUGAUCACUGGGGAAUCUACUGCACCUUCACAGCUGAAUAAAACUACACAAAACAACCAAAACCAUGACAGUUAAGCAUUUUAUUUUAGAUCAGCCUCUCUUUAAAUUACUGUAAUGCUAUGCAGGAAGAUGUUCUUAUUGCCUGUAAAUGAUUCACCUUAAUUUAAUCAGUUUUAUCCUCUAAUGUGUGUCUGCUUAAGUGUUUUAUGUGGUUAAAAUGACAAAUUAAAAUAUGAAAA